Messenger RNA from Cucurbita maxima (winter squash), 3867 nucleotides. RefSeq lists its product as uncharacterized. The transcript has 10 exons. NCBI's taxonomy places the organism in Eukaryota, Viridiplantae, Streptophyta, Magnoliopsida, Cucurbitales, Cucurbitaceae. The record is from RefSeq and is a predicted model, not a curated record. The coding region runs from base 859 to 1293 and encodes 144 amino acids. Gene Ontology annotation, cellular component: endoplasmic reticulum; Golgi apparatus.
AUCUCCCGCACGCACACUUUCUUCUUCAGCACAUUCUCACACUAGAAUCAGAGCGCUCCAUCAACGGCCUCUUCCCUUUUCAGUGUUCGUUGCCCAAACCGAAGGCUAGAUAGUUACAAGGCUCCAUCAACGACCUCUUCUCUUUUGAGUGUUCGCUGCCCAAACCAAACGCUACAUUGUUACCAGGCAAUCGGAGGAAGAGAGAGCAGAAUUCAAAGAAGUUUCUCGCCUCGUUUCGGUGAUGAAAAAUAAAGAUCACCCAUUUACGCCCUCUUUCCGUGAGGAAACACUGCGUUCAGAGGUAGUAGUGCAGUUUCUUGAUGCUAACUUCAUCUGUUGGGGAACACUUGCAAACAGAGGAGAUGGUCUGCAGAUGGCUACAACAUUGGGAGCUACCAAUUUCCCGUCCUGUGCUGUAAUUGCUCCAGCUCCAGGCGAAAGCAUAACAGUCCUGCAACAGGGCGUCAGUUGAUUGGCAUAAUAAACGUUCUCUCAAGGCACUCAACUCUUUCGCUUUAUGGUCUUUAGAUAGCAUUCAUGCUGACUUUGCAACUCAACAAGCUAGUGCCAAAUGCUCUAAAAAGGGAGCACAACAUGCUUCCUCAAAAUCUCAGGGACUUCAAGGAUGAUCUAAAAGAGGCUGAAAAGCCUAGGAAAUCUAUUUCUUUGAUGAAAUUAGAGUGUUAAAGCCAUCUUCGGCAAGAAAUGGAAUCCCACAUAGAUAGAUACUACAAUACCUAAUAAUGGUUGCCCUAUUUGUAGUCCUAGCAAUGGUAUUACGAAGAAAACCUGAGAUUGAUAUUAAUAAGGGAAAACUCAAAGUUUCAAGUACAGGACAAGCUUCCAGUACUUGUCUGGAUGAUAGUUCAGGCUUGUCAAGCAGAUCUUGCAAUAGGGCUUUAUGCAUGGGCACAUUACCUUUUGCCCAUAGUUAGUAGUAGAAGUUGUAAUCCCCAGUCUAGAGUGAAGGCUACUGAAAGGUUUGAGGCUAUCUAUCCAACCUUGAAGGAGGUUACACUUGCUGGCUCUCCUGGUAGUAAAGCAUUGAAACAAGUUUCAGAGAAGAUAUUUAGUUUUGCUGCCAAAGCAGCAGGAGAAAGUGUUUCAGAGCUAUCUGGAGAAGCAACUAACGUUUUCAUUUGGUGUUUGACACAAAAUGUUGAUUGCUACAAGCAAUGGGACAAGAUUUAUGAGGAUAACCUAGCAGCUAGUGUUUCUGUUUUGAAAAAGCUUUCUGAUGACGCCGAACUAGGCACCUCUUUCGAGUAUGGGAAGCCGAAAAUCCCCUGGUAGAAGGAGUUUGGUCAGCUGAAGAGGAAAAGGCAGAGUCUAAGAAAGAAUUUGGUGCAGAGUCUAAAAAGAUGUAAGCUUCUGAUGGGAGUGAAUUUUAGAAAGUAUGUUUUGUUGAAAUAUCAUCACUAGCUCAAUAAAGUUAAGCCCAAUAAUUGUACGAUCACAUUGUAUAUUUAUUUUAGUGACUCUGCAAGUCUUGUGUCGAAAGAGCUUGUUUGGUAUUACCGAGGUAUGGCCAACACGAUGGGUGAUUUCCAAAUCGUUAGAGGAAUCAAGAAACUCAACAAUAAAAACUACACGUGGGCAACAUGCAUGAUGCCCUAUUUACAAGGACAAGAUCUUUGGGAGAUCGUUGGCGGGUGUGAAACUAUGCCGCCAAAGGAGGAUUCUAACGGCGCCUUGCGUAAAUGGAGAAUCAAAGCAGGCAAAACAAUGUUUGCCUUGAAGACCACAAUCGGAGAAGAGAUGUUAGAACAUAUUUGGGAUGACAAGACACCGAAAGAAGCAUGGGACACAUUCGUGAUGUUGUUCUCAAAGAAGAACGAUACAAGGCUACAACUCCUGGAGAAUGAGUUGUCAACUUCACAACGUGACAUGACAAUUGCUUAGUACUUCCACAAGGUCAAGUCGAAUUGUUGGGAGAUUACUGAACUAGACCCGAAGUCUGCCAUUGUAGAAUCUCGAAUGAAGAGGAUUAUAAUUCACGGAUUGCGACCGGAAUAUAGAAGCUUUAUUACUGCUGUACAAGGAUGGCUCACUCAAUCAUCACUUGUAGAGUUCGAAAAUUUGUUAGCCAGCCAAGAAGCCAUGGCUAAACAAUGGGAGGCAUCACAUUGAAGGGUGAAGAAGAAGCACUCUACACAAGUGAAAGUCGGAGCAAUAAUAGGCCGUCUACCAAACGUGGAUACAAUGGUGACAAAAGAAGUUACAAAGGAACUUCACAACCCGAGAGAGCUCAGAAAAACGACAACAAGAGUUUCCAAGGAAAGAGAUUUGAAGGUAUUUGCUAUAAUUGCGGGAAAAAGGGCCACAUGUCUAGAGAUUGUUGGUCCAGUAAAAAGUCGGUUGAAAGCAAUGUGGCAAUAUCCAAAAAGAAGAUAGAGGAUGAAAGGGAUGUAGAGGUACUAUGUCCAAUAAUAGAAGACGAGCUAGCACUCAUGGCAAUGAUGGAAGAGCAUAUCGAUUACGAGGAUGACUGGAUCAUUGAUUCAAAAUGCUUAAACCACAUGAUUGACGAUCAAAGCGGUGCAAUGAAAGAGGGGUAACCCUCAGAGAAGGAAGAAUUACCCGACCUUGAGCUAACUGAAAAAAUUAUUUUACAGAACACAGAGGAGCAAACGGAAGAAAUUCUUUUACAGAACACAGAGGAGCAAGCGAAAGAAAUUUUUUUAUAGAAUACAAAGGAGCAAAUGGAAGAAAUUCUUUUAUAGAACACAAAGGAGCAAACGGAAGAAAUUCUUUUACAGAACACAAAGGAGCAAACUGAAGAGAUUCUUUCACAAAAGACGGGGGAGCAAAUUGUACACAUUUGCUUAAGUGUUGAUGUGCCUGAAGAUUCAAGUGACACUAGUGUUGGUGAGCAAGAAGUGACUCAACCAAGCGAGACUAGUGAAAAUGAAAUGACACCUCAACAACUCAGACAUUCAAAAAUAAUCCUAAAGGCAAAUCCAGAGUAUGUCAAUGCAGUAGAAGACGAAGUUAAUGAGCCGGAGACAUAUGAAGAAGCAUCACAAAACUCAGCUUGGCAGAAAGCGAUAGAGGAAGAAACUAUAAGGCAAAAUAAGACCUAAAGAAUUGUUUAAAAGAAACGGGUGUCAUAUCCCCAAGAGGAGCCCAAUUGACCCAAAAGAUAUUCCAAUCAAACCAAAUAAGAUUUAAUGGUAAUUAAAAAAACUGUACACAGAGGUGUGAUCUAAUAAGGCUACACUGCACCCAAGGGCGGGUACGAGGUUGACUCUCACAACUUGUUGGGUACUGGGAAGGAAAUAUGACAAGGAAAUACGAACCAAGAUAUAAGGAAAAACACAAGGAUGACCAAGAAAGACUUUAAGUACAUGGCCUUAAGGCAGGACAAAAGGCCACAAGGGAAAAUCAGAAAAACAUGUUUGAGAAGGAGAAAUCGAUGCAAGGUCCCUCAAGGAACUUGGAAGGACAUAACUAAGACCAAGUACUCCUCCCAUGCAUGGUAAUAAAAGUGAACUUUCAAGGACGAAAGUUUUUAAGAGGGGAGAAUUUGUAAGAGCCCAAGUAAGACUAAAGAUACUCGGGUCAGUUUAGUUUUAAGGGAUCCAAAAAAAGGACUAAGAGACCGAAGGAAGGUUAAUGGGCCAAACGAAGAGAUUUUCAAUACCCUAGCAAGAAAUUCUAAGGAUUCAAGUCUUUGAAAAAGAAAUAGUAAUUACUCCGAGGAAAGACGGACUUAAGACCUGAAAACCCACCAAUAAGCCGUGUAUAAGAAAGAAAGAACAAGAGAAGUCUCUAAAACCUUAAAGAAACAAGGUUGUUUAUGUAAAAACUUGUUGGGAACGAGAAAGGAAAUAUUCUCCAAGAUAUAAGGAAAAACACAAAGAUGGC